Molecule: messenger RNA, 2301 nt
Organism: Amphibalanus amphitrite
Lineage: Eukaryota; Metazoa; Arthropoda; Thecostraca; Balanomorpha; Balanidae
Product: something about silencing protein 10-like
Exons: 6
Coding region: 411-1952 (513 amino acids)
Biological process (GO): maturation of SSU-rRNA from tricistronic rRNA transcript (SSU-rRNA, 5.8S rRNA, LSU-rRNA)
Cellular component (GO): small-subunit processome; nucleolus
Source: RefSeq, a predicted model, not a curated record
UCUUAAGUUUAAUUAUUUUUUCUCUUUUGUCAAUUUUCCAGCUGAAAGCUAUGAUCUUUUGCCUGUUGAAAUUAGUUGAAAUCAUGCCAAAAAUUAACAUGACCAUGCCACCUUACAUUAGUUUUGAGUUGAGAUAGCCAACUUGGGGCCCCUGGCUCACAAUUACCUGAUUGGGUACUCACAACAUCAAGAAUAUAUAAAUGUUGCAGGUGCAUCAGUGAGCUGCAGAAGAACUGCCAGUGCAGAUCGUGCAAUUGGUGAUCUGAGCCAGCUACUCUGCACAUUCAAAGCCUGACUGAGGACAGAUACAGGGAGUGAGGUCACAGUUGGACACAGGACUGUGGUCCGUCUGAGGGGGCAACAGUCCAUCUGAGAGGGCAGGACUCUCUCUGAGGCGACUGCCAGCCGCCAUGGGCCGGAGGAAGACCCGCGGCCGCCGGCCGGCCGCCGCCGCCUCUGCCGCAGCCGGCUCGGAUGACGAGCUGGUGCGCUCCGAGCUGGACGAGGACGAGAUGCGCGACGAACUGGACGAGUUUGAGCUGCGCCGCGAGCGCGCGCUGCUGGCGGACGGCGGCGGCGCGUCCGGCCGGCCCGCCGCCGCCGCCGCCGUGCGAUCCAAACACACCGAGGUGCUGGCCUUUGACGACGACGACUCAGCGAGCGACGACGAGUACGGACAGCUUCCAGACGGCGACGCGGCGGAGGAGGUGGACGGCGCCGAGCUGUCGGGCGGCUGGGGUAAGCGCAAGGCGUCCUACUACAGCACGGACCAGGUGGACGAGGACUGGCGCGGCGCCACGCGCGAGGAGACGCUGGAGGCGGCCGAGCUGGAGGAGCGCGAGGCGCGCGCCAUCCAGCGCCGGCUGGCAGAGCAGCUGGAGCACGACCAGCUCGAGUUCGGCACGGCCGCCGUCACACCGACGGCCGGUGACGCGGCGCCGUCGGCCGGCGCGCUCUCGGUACCGCUCGACACCAGCGGCCUGUCGCGCGCAGAGCGUCUGCAGCUGCUGCGCCGCCGGUGUCCCGAGCUGCUGCCGCUGCUGGACGAGUUCUCCCGCCGCGCCGGCGAGCUGGCCGCCGCGCUGGAGCCGGCGCGCGGCGCCGUGACGCGCGGCCAGGCGGCCGGCCCGGGCGCCGCGUACGUGACGGUGCGCCGCCGGCUGCUGCUGCUCUACUGCCUCAACAUCAGCCACUACGUGACGCUGCGCGCCGGCCGCGGCGACACGGACAGCCACCCGGUUAUGCGCCGGAUCGCCCAGUGCGGCCGACUGCUGGAGGCGCUGGCGCCCGCCGACCGCGCCAUGGCGCCGCACCUGGAGCGACUGCGCCGACUGCUGGCCGACGGCGUCCCGCUGCGCACCGUGGCGGCGCCGGACGCAGCCCCCGCCGCCGCCGCCGCCCCCGCCCCGGCCGGGCGGCGACUGAAGGCGGCGCGGCGGCGCGCGGCGCCCGCCCCGACCGGCGCCCAGUCGGAGGUGGACCGCCAGCUGGCCUCGCUCACCAUGGAGAUCGAGGGCCUCGAGCGGCAGAAACACCGACUGGCCGCCGAAAAGAAGGAGGCGGGUCCGACGUUCACGGAGCGGCGCCGCGCCGGCCAGGAGCGUCACAACCCGCUGACGCCGUUCAGACGGAAGGAGCGACCCGCAGAGGGCCGGGCGGGCGGCGGCGGCCCGGCGGCGGCGGCCGACCCCGGCCCCGCAGACCCGGCCGACGCCGAACACGACCCCGACCAGAAGCGCAGCAUCACCUACCAGAUGGCCAAGAACAAGGGGCUGAUGCCCAAACGCAGCCGCGAGAGCCGCAACCCGCGCGUCAAACACAAGGAAAAGUUCAAACGGGCGCUCAAGAAGCGCCGCAGUCUGGUGCGUCUGCCCAAGAAGGAGCUCCAGAAGUAUGGCGGAGAGGUGUUCGGCAUCCGCAUGGGCGCCGUCAAGAGCGUCUCCAUUAAAUAGUGACAGAAGGCGGCGUCAGUCGGCGCAGCGACCGCAGGCGCUCCGUCCGGACUGCCGCCGUGUGCGGUCCGCGGUCCGUGUCAGGACCGUGUGGUCCGGGGUCUGUGGUCCGGACUGUCUGGGACGUGUGGUCGGUGUCCUGUGGUUCGGGUCUGUCUGGGCCGUGUGGUCCAUGUCAUGUGGUCCGGACAGUGUGGUCCGCGGUCUGUCUGGGCCGUUUGGUCCGUGUCAUGUGGUCCGCGGGCCGUGUUGUGUGGUCCGGGGCACGGACCGUGUGGUCCGGGGUCCGCGAUGGGCGUCUCCUUGUUCAGUACAGCGUGGCGUUGGGAACAGAAAUACACGGGUGCCU